This is a messenger RNA of Aspergillus thermomutatus, 465 nucleotides long. Its product is annotated as GFA family protein. Gene Ontology annotation, molecular function: carbon-sulfur lyase activity. The transcript has 3 exons. Bases 1 to 465 code for a protein of 154 amino acids. Lineage: Eukaryota; Fungi; Ascomycota; Eurotiomycetes; Eurotiales; Aspergillaceae. The record is from RefSeq and is a predicted model, not a curated record.
AUGACACUCACUGGGAGUUGUAUGUGCGGUGGCAUCGCCUACACUGCCAAAGUGGAUCAAUACCUCAGUGCUCUCUGCCACUGCAUAGACUGUCAAAAGGUGAGCGCUGUUUACGACCAAAAGGAUGAUUUUCUGAUCAGAAUCGAACAGUGGACUGGCAGCGCAUUUACUUCUAAUGCCGUCGUUCCCCGAACCAGCUUCAAGGUGACCAAAGGAACCCCUUCCUCCUACGAUGCCACUGGCGCCAGUGGCAAGAUCAACAAACACUUCUUCUGUCCUACGUGCGGGUCGAGUCUAUACACGGAGUUGGAGGUCAUGCCAGACAUGACCUGCAUUAAAGGAGGAGGUCUGGACAACGGACAGGCCAGUCUAGGAGGAAAGAUUGACGUAGAGUUCUACGUGAAGGACCGGCCGAGCUAUCUUGCUGCUGUGGAGGGUGCAAAGCAGGAAACUCACUUUGGAUAA